AUGGCAAGCCUUCACCCCUUCGAUCCCAUCACACCUGGAGAGAUCCAGGUGGCAGUCUCCGUUUUGGAGUCCGCCUUCCCUGGUGUCAAGCUGCGCUACAAGCGCAUCGAUCUCCAGGAACCAGCCAAGCAUGAAGUGGUCCCAUACCUCGAGGCUGAACGCCUUGGUAAGGUCCGCCCGCGCAAGCCAGCCCGCUUGCUGAUGGCCCUCUUCCACCGGUUGGACAACGGGUCCUUUUUCAAGGCUCUGAUCAACGCAGACACCAAGUCCAUCGUGUCAGCGAAAGAGUUGCCCAAGGAUGUCCAGGGACCUGCAGAUGUUGAUGAAAUGAUCGAGAUUGAGCAGAUUUGUCUUAACCACCCAGCUGUCAAGGCCGAGAUUGAAAAAUUGAAGCUUCCAGCUGGCCACACUGUCUGCAUGGACCCUUGGAUCUACGGAACUGAUGACGCGGCGGAGACUCGGCGUUUGUUUCAGUGCUACAUGUACAUCGUGGCCGUUGAUCACCCACAGAACAACCAGUAUUCGCUACCCUGCCAAUUCUCCCCGGUCAUCGAUGGCAUCACCCACGAGCUGGUCAGGAUGGAUUAUUUACCUGGUGGGGCCGAUGCUCGGACCACCGAGACCCAGCCCUGGAAGCAGGUUCCUACUGUGCAAUACGCGCAUGAACUGCUCGAUGAGCCUCUGCGAACAGACUUGAAGCCUUACAUCGUCCAGCAACCGGAGGGAGCGUCAUUCAAUGUCAUUGGCAACGCCGUGUCAUGGCAGAAGUGGCGGUUCCGCGUGGGUUACAACAACCGAGAGGGUCUGGUACUGCACAACGUGACCUACGAUGGUCGCAACACCUUCUACCGCCUCUCGCUCUCUGAGAUGACAGUCCCCUACGGCGAUCCUCGUCCGCCUUACCACCGCAAGCAGGCCUUUGACGUUGGUGAUGUCGGCUUUGGUAUCACCGCCAACCAACUGACCCUCGGUUGCGACUGUCUCGGACACAUCAAGUAUUUCGACGGCUACCGCACAGACGCACAAGGAACUCCAAUCCAACUCAAAAAUGUCAUCUGUAUGCACGAACAGGACAAUGGCCUCCAGCACAAACACACCAACUACCGCACUGGCGCAGCGACUGUCGUCCGCAACCGCCAACUCGUGAUCCAGAUGAUCUGCACCGUCGGGAACUACGAAUACAUCUUCGCCUACAUCCUCGACCAAGCAGCGAACAUUGAGCUCGAGGUUCGGGCCACCGGUAUCCUCUCCACAGUUCCCUUUGACAACUCAAACGGCGAGACCGUACCAUGGGGCACCAACGUCGGACCAGGCGUUAUGGCCCCAUUCCACCAGCACAUGUUCUCACUCCGCAUCGACCCCGCCAUAGACGGCUUCAAGAACACAGUCUACUACGAAGACAGUGUCCCCAUGCCCGAGGAUGACAAGAACCCAUGGCUCGUCGGGUACACGACCGAACAGAACGUCAUCAAGUCCAGCGGCAGCGCCUUCACAAGCGUCGACCGCCACCGCGUCUUCAAAAUCCGCAACGACUCCAUCAUCAACCCCAUCACCCACCACCCAAUCGCCUACAAGCUCCAAACCAGCCCCAGCCAGAUGAUGCUCGCUUCGCCGAAAUCCUUCGGCAACAAGCGCGCUCGCUUCGCGAACCGUCCGAUCUGGGUUACCAAAUACCAGGACGACGAGCUCUUCGCCGCCGGCGAGUUCACAAAUCAAAGCAAGCAGUCCGAGGGUGUCGAUGUGUGGGCUGGACGCAACGAUGCAGUCGAGAACGAAGAUGUCGUUCUCUGGCACACCUUCGGCCUCACUCACAACCCCCGCAUUGAGGAUUUCCCCGUCAUGCCCAUGGAGCGCGUCAGUGUGAUGCUCAAGCCGGACGGAUUCUUCACUAAGAACCCUGCGCUGGAUGUACCUGCCUCAACUCAGUCGUUCAAUAAGUCGACUGAGCACCCGGAGCCGGCUUGCUGUGCUGCUCCUCAGGAGCGGGGACAGGUGAAGCUGUAG
Molecule: messenger RNA, 2004 nt
Organism: Penicillium bovifimosum
Lineage: Eukaryota; Fungi; Ascomycota; Eurotiomycetes; Eurotiales; Aspergillaceae
Product: Copper amine oxidase N2-terminal
Exons: 3
Coding region: 1-2004 (667 amino acids)
Biological process (GO): amine metabolic process
Molecular function (GO): primary methylamine oxidase activity; quinone binding; copper ion binding
Source: RefSeq, a predicted model, not a curated record